Protobothrops mucrosquamatus (brown spotted pit viper) is the source of this 2510-nucleotide messenger RNA. RefSeq names its product myeloid leukemia factor 1 (gene MLF1). Bases 125 to 1075 code for a protein of 316 amino acids. The transcript has 10 exons. The record is from RefSeq and is a predicted model, not a curated record. Gene Ontology annotation, cellular component: nucleus; cytoplasm. Lineage: Eukaryota; Metazoa; Chordata; Lepidosauria; Squamata; Viperidae. Gene Ontology annotation, biological process: regulation of DNA-templated transcription.
GGGCGAGAGCGGGCAGGAGGUUCGUUUCUAGAGCUCGUCGUCUGGCGGCCCCAACGGAAAGAUCGGGCGUUCAGGCGGCGCUGAAGGCGGAAGGAGGAGGGCAGGCGUCUCCGGAGCAGCAAUCAUGUUCGGGCUCUCCAGGGUCUUCGAAGACGACCCCUUCUUUCGGGAUUCAUUUACUGCCCAUAAUGAACACGUACGACAUGCAUUUUCUGAACCUUUUGGGCGAGAUCCAUUUCUUUCAAUUGAAGAUAGACAAGGAGGUCUACAUCACAGAGGACAUCCCAAUUCUCAGAUGGCUUUGAGAGACAAUGACAAGGCGAUGAGCUGUUCCCUUAUGCCUUUUAACAGUUUUGGUGGCAUGGGAUCAAGUUUUCCAUUUAUACCUUUUGGCACUUUUGGUGGCAUGGCCAUGAGUUUUCCGCUUAUGCCUUUUGACUGUUUUGGUGGCAUGAACAUGAAUUUCAGAAAUCCAUUCUUUGCAAUGGACAGAAUGAUGUCAAACAUGAGAAAUGGUAUGGUGGAUUUGCAAAGAAAUUUUGAUAAAAUGGCACUUGAUCCAAAUGCUCACUCAUACAGUUCUUCUUCAGUGAUGACCUAUUCUAAGAAGGGUGACGAACCGCCAAAAGUUUUCCAAGCUUCAGCUCAGACACGGACUGCUCCAGGAGGGAUUAAAGAAAUCAGAAAAGCUGUUAGAGAUUCUGAAAGCGGGUUGGAAAAAAUGGCUGUUGGUCAUCACAUUCAUGAUCGUGCUCAUGUAAUUCAGAAAGCAAAGAACAACAAAACUGGUGAUGAAGAAUUGAAUCAAGAAUUCAUUAAUUUAGAUGAAGGAGAAGCUCAUGGAUUUGAUGAACAAUGGCAGAAGGAGAUUCUGAAAUUUAAGCCCUCUGGAGGAAGACAUAAUAUAGAUUCUCCAAAACAUAGAAGUAUUCAUCAUGUAAGCAAGGAGGAUGCUCCAAGGAGGGAGAAGAUGCAUCCAAGAACAGCAGUAGAAGGACCAAGGAGAUCUGUAUCUUCUAUUGAAAAACUCAAUGUGAAGGGAUCACAUGUUCCUCUGAAACCCAGCAGAAAAUAAUUGUGUUGCUUUUCAUGUUAAUAUGGAUGUCUUGGGAGAGGACACAAUAAUUCUGGAUCAACAAAUAAGACCAAGCUCUCUAUUCCUAGCAUUAGUGAUUCUUUUUUUUCUUUGACUACUGAAUGUUUGUGUCAAUUUCAGCUCCUUGGUAACAGUUGGCUCUGAACAGUAAUUGAAAAACACUGAGACUGAAAAGUACUUUAUGGCUUUUUAAAAGAAAAUGUGGAAUGUUACAGCUAUUUUCAUUAAUACCAACUACUCUAACUAAUAUGAGGACAAAGUUAGCACUACAAAGAUAGUACCAGUUUUCAAGGACUUUAAAUAAAUGCACUGGUAUGCUUUUGGCAAAAGGCCAAUCUUUCGAAAGUCUAGAUUACAGUUGAACUGCAAAGUCAUUAGCCAUUACAAAAUGAAGAUAAUGUCAAUUUUCUUAUUAUCCCUGAAAUCUACCCAGAAUUAGUUUUCCCAAUAUACAUGAACAGAAUCAGUACUUAGUUACAUUUUGGAUAGACAACAAAACAAAAAACAAAACAUUUCACUAAGGGGGAUUCUGCCAUCUUUGCAUAAAAAAAUUAACCCAACUCAUUACAAAUUUAUUCCGAUUUGUAAAAAAAAUACAUUUACUCUGCUUUGAUUGAAAAUUUUGUUCUAAAUUAAUUCCACAUUCUAAUCAUUAUUUUGAUAGAAAAAGUACUAAUUUUUACAAACAGUGAUUUAUAAUUGGAAAAGGGUUGUUUUAGGAUUGGGUCAGAUCAAUAGCAAUGUAACGUUCAUAGGGCAAACAAGAAUUCAGCAGAGAAAGUGGUAACUGAAGCUCAUUUCAGUUUCCAUAUUCCAUACUGGAGCAAAAAGGUGCACAGCUGACAUCAGGUGAUGGAGAAUUUCUGAAUUAUCAAUGCAUUUUAAGACUGUUUUUAGUGCCACUCUCCUUUUUUUUGAAGAUAUUUUCCUCUUGUUCAUAAUUAUUUUGUUUGUUUACUGAUUAAUUAGUUCAUUUUCAUGAUGCUGAAGGGUAAGCUAGAGAUGCAAGUGGCUGAGCACAUGUAGGUUUAGAGUUUUGCAGUAGAAAAAAAAUCAAAAGUACAGAUUUACUGAAUGUAGUUGUCAACGUGAUGAUUCCCAGACCUCCCAUUUUAAGCAAUUCAAAUUGAUAAAACAUCUUUUAAUACAAAGUCAUAUUAAAACCUGAAUAUUUUGAUUAAUUGAUUAUCAAGGCUUGUCAGUUUAGAUAUUGCUGCUCUGUAGGGAUAACUGGGAAACAUUACAGUUUUGAUAUCUGAGCUUCUGUGUUAAAAGUUCUAAUAUUGUGAUAUCUUAUUAAAUAUUUACUAAGUAAAAUAUAUGUACCUCUGCUCUUUCAAGGUAUGUAACUUAGGUAUGUAUAUGUAUGCCAUUCUUCAUACUGAAUAAAUACUAUGCUAUAUUAGAUUGACAA